AGAAAACAAGAACAAGUCAUCUUCAAGCAAACUUGAAGGCAGUGUGAAGCUGCUUUCUUGAGAAAGAUCCUUAAAUGUUACUGUCACUGUUUUUAUUCUUCCUAUUUAGGACUUUCAUCUGUGUCAUGUUUAGUGUGUUCUUUAAGGCAGAAGUUUCUUUUCAGCUGUCGUUGCUAAAUGUCCAACAAAUCUUCUGUAUUUGAAGGCAAGAGUUUCUAGAUACCUGUGCUGAAAAUCCAGGAGUAUCAAUUUGUUCUGUCUUCCAGAUCCCCUGUUAGGAAUUUUUAUCACAGUACCAAGAGCUUACUUUCCUUUCAGUACUGCAAAUUGUAUGUCUCUCUUUCCUUAUCUACCUUUCAGAAUGCAAUGACAGUGGGGUUUUGAGCUAUUAUAUUGGCAGAGUUCAACGUUUCAAAAUGCUGGAGAUUAUCUGGGUGAUGCUAGAGAUUACAUUUAAUGUGAUUUGUCUUCAGACAUUCUGCUCCCCCAUUUCAUGAACUAAAAGAUUUUAUAAAAAUGAAAUUGGAUAUCUUCACUGAUCUUCAAGUUCACCGUGUCCUGUGAAUUCAGAGGAGGCUCUCUGAAGGAGGAAUAGAGUCAUAACAUACGUGGACUUCUGUUGUUGCUCAAGAGUUUUCUUUUGUUAUAAAAGGCUAUCUGCAUGAAGAUGAGACUUCAUUUAAGAUAUGAUCUGUGUAAUUAGGUGAACAAGGAUACUUUUAAUGAAUUAUUAACAUCUAUUUCGGUCUGCUUCUCCAGCUUUUAUUUUUAAUAAAAAUGAAGAACAAGUAUAAAACAGCAGAGCUGAUGUGUUCCUGUGAGGCCUUUAUGUAAGCCUCUGUGUCUGGAUGUGGUGCUAAAGGACAGGCAGUCUUCUUUUGAUCAGCUGAUUGUAACUGCAGAAAGAGAACCUUUAAUUUAAAGUAACUUGCAGCUGUAAUUAUUUUACUUUUUGGCUUACACCGAAUGAAAGGGAAAUUUAAGUUUUACUGGUCAAGAGCAUUUUAUUGAACUAAGAAAGGGAAACUUACAUUGUUUUAAUUUCAAAACAAGAACUGAUAACGUAUUUUACUUAGAAUUUGACUACUAGGGAGGUCUCGGCAGAGUAAAGCAAGUCAGAUGUCAUCAAACGACUCUUCUCCCCCAUCCUUACAGAAGUUUUCCCCACCUACGUGUCAUGCUGCUGCACCACAGACCCCAACUUUGUCUUCAAGUCCCCAGUCGGGACUCUCCAGUCGACUCUCCAAUGGCAGCUUCAGUACCCAGAGCCUCACCAACUCCCGAGGCUCUAUGCAUGGGAUCUCCUUUCUUCUGCAGAUUGGUCUCACUCGAGAGACUGUCACCAUUGAAGCUCAGGACCUGUCCCUCUCUGCUGUUAAAGACCUCGUGUGCUCAAUAGUUUACCAGAAGUUCCCAGAGUGUGGUUUCUUUGGCAUGUAUGACAAAAUUCUCCUAUUCCGCCAUGACCUGAACUCAGAUAAUAUUUUGCAACGAAUUACAUCAGCAGAAGAGAUACAUGAGGGAGAUCUUGUUGAGGUUGUGCUCUCUGCUUUGGCUACAGUUGAAGAUUUCCAGAUUCGUCCUCAUGCACUUUAUGUGCAUUCCUACAAGGCUCCUACUUUUUGUGACUACUGCGGAGAGAUGCUUUGGGGUUUGGUACGACAAGGAUUAAAAUGUGAAGGUUGUGGCUUAAACUACCAUAAGCGAUGUGCCUUCAAGAUUCCAAACAACUGCAGUGGAGUGAGAAAGAGGCGCCUGUCUAACGUGUCUUUACCGGGAGCAGGGCUUUCAGUUCCAAGACCAGCACAGGCUGAACACACAUCCUCUGCCUCCGAAGAAGUAUGUAAUGUGAAAGGAGAAACGGUUUCUGUUUUAAAUUCUUUAACCUCUGGAGAACCAAAUAGUGUUCGUUGCUGCCCAGAACCUAGUAAGAGGAUUCCCUCUUGGAGUGGCCGCCCCAUCUGGAUGGAUAAGAUGGUGCUUUGCAGAGUGAAGGUCCCACACACCUUUGCUGUUCACUCUUACACUCGUCCCACCAUCUGCCAGUAUUGCAAACGGCUGCUUAAGGGCCUUUUUCGCCAAGGAAUGCAGUGCAAAGAUUGCAGAUUCAACUGUCACAAACGCUGUGCACCUAAAGUACCUCGAGACUGUCUUGGAGAGGUUAUCUUCAAUGGAGAACCUGCUAGCCCAGGUCAGGACUUGGAUAUGCCAAUGGAAGUUGAUAGCAGUGAAAUGAACAGUGAUGGUAGUCGAGUUCUAGAUGAUGCUGAGGAGCCCUCUCCUCCAGAGGACAAAAUCUUUUUUAUGGAUCCAUCUGACCUCGAUGCAGACAAAGAUGAGGAAGCUGUCAAAACAAUCAGUCCUUCAACAAGCAAUAAUAUUCCUCUCAUGCGAGUUGUGCAAUCAAUCAAACACACAAAGAGGAAGAGCAGUACAAUGGUGAAAGAAGGAUGGAUGGUCCACUAUACUAGUAGAGACAACCUGAGAAAAAGACAUUACUGGAGACUGGACAGCAAAUGCCUCACACUAUUUCAAAAUGAAUCUGGAACAAAAUAUUACAAGGAGAUUCCACUUUCAGAAAUUCUCCAGGUGACUCAGCCUCGAGAUUUUUCACACGUGGUGCAGGGCAGCAACCCGUACUGUUUUGAGAUCAUCACUGACACGAUGGUGUACUUUGUUGGCGAGAACAAUGGCAGCACUCAUCACAGUCCAGUUCUUGCUGCCUCCGGAGUUGGACUUGAAGUAGCUCAGGGCUGGGAGAAAGCCAUUCGCCAGGCCUUGAUGCCAGUCACUCCUCAGCCCAGCGUUUGCACUGCUGCAGGACAAGGAAAAGAUCACAAAGAAUUGUCCCUAAGCAUCUCUGUUUCAAAUUGCCAGGUCCAGGAGAAUGUGGAUAUCAGCUCUGUGUACCAAAUAUUUGCUGAUGAAGUACUGGGUUCUGGUCAGUUUGGUAUUGUAUAUGGAGGAAAACACAGGAAGACUGGAAGAGAUGUGGCUAUCAAAGUCAUUGACAAGAUGAGGUUUCCAACUAAACAGGAAAGUCAGCUUCGUAAUGAAGUAGCCAUUCUCCAGAAUUUGCACCACCCUGGGAUCGUGAACCUGGAAUGUAUGUUUGAAACCCCAGAACGGGUCUUUGUUGUGAUGGAAAAGCUGCAUGGGGAUAUGCUAGAGAUGAUUCUUUCCAGUGAGAAAAGUCGACUUCCAGAACGAAUAACUAAGUUCAUGGUCACUCAGAUACUUGUUGCUUUGAGGAAUUUACACUUCAAGAAUAUCGUGCACUGUGAUUUAAAACCAGAAAAUGUACUACUAGCAUCAGCAGAACCAUUCCCUCAAGUGAAGCUGUGUGAUUUUGGCUUUGCACGCAUCAUUGGUGAGAAGUCUUUCCGGCGCUCUGUGGUGGGCACUCCUGCGUACCUUGCCCCUGAAGUGCUCAGGAGCAAAGGCUACAACCGCUCCCUAGACAUGUGGUCAGUAGGAGUUAUUGUCUAUGUGAGCCUCAGUGGUACAUUCCCAUUUAAUGAAGAUGAGGAUAUCAAUGAUCAGAUACAAAAUGCAGCAUUUAUGUACCCACCAAAUCCUUGGAAGGAAAUUUCCAGUGAAGCCAUUGAUUUAAUAAACAAUUUGCUUCAAGUGAAGAUGAGAAAACGUUUCAGUGUUGACAAAUCCCUUAGUCACCCAUGGUUACAGGAUUAUCAGACUUGGCUUGACCUCAGAGAAUUUGAAACACGCAUUGGAGAGCGUUACAUUACCCACGAGAGCGAUGAUGCACGCUGGAAGGAACACGCUUACGAACACAACCUCGAGUACCCCCAGCACUUCAUUAUGGCUCCUAAUCCAGAUGAUAUGGAAGAAGACCCUUGAUUUAUUCACUACGCUAAAUUGCAGCAAAGAAGGCUACUCCAGGCAGAAACUGGAGAUAAGUUUUGGAACAGCUAUUGCUCUUUCCAAAUGCUGUACACAUAGUUUGGUGUGUAAAGCCCCAGAGGACCCUGCAUUGCCAUGGGAAUAGACUGUCUGGCAAGCUUUUCUGCAUCCCUGACUUUCUCUGAGUAGUUACUGGACAGUGGGAUACAAAGCCCUGUUGGGUAACAUUUCACUGAGCUGGGUGGCUACAAAGCCAUUACCGAGGUGUAGUGUGUACAGACUGAACGGUUUGUGUUUUUCAAGGGUUUUUGAUAUUUUCAUAGCCAAUGCAGUAAGAGUUUUUGUAAUAGUUUUCUAAUCCCUAUUUACUAGGUCAUAGAGGACUGUUUUCUGUUACUUAGAUACAUCUCCCAUUUCUCAAACGGUGGAUGAUGAAGCGACUCUAUAAAGAAAUCAGUACAGAAUACCUUGCCGAAAGCAAAACAUGGUGGUUUAGUUGAAUACAGUUUCAUAGAUGAAGGAAUAAUUUGCUGCUGUUUAGAUGGUUAAAUGUGUAUCUUGGCCUUAAUUGAACUUUCUACAGAUAGCAACAAAGGAAAAAAAAAAGGAAAAAAAGAAAAUCCCCAUAACUUCUUACAUUCCUCUUGAAAUGCUGGCUGACAGUCUAAGGAGAUGACAAUCAAAGCUGUGCUAGGCUUUUAUUUUGUCUGUUAAAAAAAGCAAUAAGCCACAACAGUGCGCUGCUGUGCAAGGCUGGCACAUCAUUGAUACACACCAAAGGCAUUUUGCCUUAAAACUACACAAGCAAUGCACAGAGAGCAUAGAUGACUUGAUAUAGCAUAUCCUUUCACUCUGGAAGACCAGCUUCUAGCAGAAGGAUGUGGAAAAAUAGGGAAAAAGACAUGCAGCUUUCUUCUGUCGUUUUGAGUAAUAAGAUUUAAAAUUUUUUCUGAUAUUUUUCUAAUUUUUUUAAGGUUCCCUGGAUUUACAUCAGGAGUAGUUUGUAGCCUGCUAGCUUGUUAUGUUAACUCUGCUCAAAACCUAGAAGUAACAGUGGAUACCACAUCACUUGUUGCUUCUGCCAGGGCAGCUGGAUUGUAGGAGAAAGGACUUUGUCUUCCCGCCUUAACCUGCAGCCCCUCCCAUCCUCUGUACUGUGCUCAGAACUGUUUGAGCUGAAUGAAGAGUCCAAAAGUAACUCCUAACUCAGUCUUUUCUGUGCACAUGCCUCAACUGAAGGAUUCCCAACCACUAACAGGACUUGUGGCACAAUAGAGGGGGAAACUGCAGUGCUCUUUGGAAAUUAUUCCCUUGAACAGUUCAAGUUAAUGGUAUUUCAAAGAACUUUGAGGCCGUAAUGCUAAAUGGAAAUGGAAGAAGGUUUUUUGGUCUUAUUUUAAAAAAUGAAAAGGGUGAAAUCUUUUUUUUUGUGGGAGUGUUGUGCUGCUGGAGGGUGCUGGAUGGCUGUAUGCAUCCCUGAUGUGCCAAGCUGCUUAACUGGAGCUUAGUUGGAAGUAUUUCUAAAAUACUGAUAUAUUUAGUAAUUCUAAAAUAGUGCCUUUGAACUGCAAAGGCAGUGACAGGCUUUAGGGUAUCUCCUCUCUCCUACAAAAAUUUUUCUGUAAUUGUUUGUAUGUAGGAUAAGUAUUUUUUUUCUACUGUUGUUAUUCAGGUAAGGAAACAGGUGAGCAGAUUUAUAAGUUGUUAGAUAUACCUAAAAUGUUACAUGGUUAGUUCAGAGCUGGCAGCUGCUUGCAGUAGCAGUGACCUGGGAGUGGUCAGUGGCAGCUGCAGAAUGAUGUGCCCACAGGUAGGUUUGGGUGUUUAACUCACUUUUGCUUUUCCCAUUGCCCUUUAUUUGUCUGCCACUGCAUUUCAUAGGUGUCCAUGUUGGCAAAGGCUGAGCUCUGGAUUCCUAACCCUGUUUAGGGAGGGUUUCAGGACUGAUUGUUCAAAGAGGCACUGCUUUUCAUCUCUGGAACCAGAGCAAUCACCUCUGACAUUGGUAGUUUGGUAUUUUCCCACUCUUGGCGAGAGAAAAGCAGUGCUGUUUUUCAACUUCCAGUGCUCAAGUGACCAAAUUUCAGUGAAGCCAUUGCUAUAUUCCAUCCUAACUGCAAUAUUGUAGAAACAUUUAUAUCUAAAAAACUGAACAUAUAGUUUGGUUUUAAACUUCACAUUUUUUAUUUGAGCUGUUAUUUCAGGUUUACCUGUGGGUUUGUUAUUUGUGUUGUUUGAAGGGAAGAAAUAAAGCAGCUCAGUCACUUCAAAAAGCACAACAGGAAUAGAGGAAGGAGGGAACAAUAAUGAAGUAGAAGACCUGGCUUUUGUCUCUCCCCAUGAAGUCUGCUCUGCUUCAAAAGGUUAUAUGAGCUAUUUAUUCUUCAAGUUAUAUUAAAAUAAAAAUAAUGCUGUUGGCCUCUGGAAGAGAUUGCCUGAUCAUAUGCAGACUUAUGGGGCCAGACAAUAGAAGCCACAAGCAGCUAGUAGUCAAGAAACCAAAAAAAUCAGACUUACAUUAUGAGUAAAUUUACUAGAGUAGUAAAAAUAGCUGAGUUUUUUAUUCCCUUUUUUCUACCUUUACUGCGGACUUUGACAGCAGUAGGUUACAGUGUUUAAUACCCUUUCCCCUAGAUGAAUUAAGUUGCAUUUGUUCAAGCAAUAGUGCUAUGGUGAUGCUAGAAAAAAGCUCAUGUAAAAUUUAUAGCCUCAAAAUGACACUGUCAAGUACUUUUAUAUUUUUAUACACCCCAUUGUUUGUAAAUAUCCUCUGGCAAGCUUGAAAAUAAAAUUUAUUUCCCUA
Cinclus cinclus is the source of this 6667-nucleotide messenger RNA. It is a transcript of the gene PRKD3, whose product is annotated as protein kinase D3. Gene Ontology annotation, molecular function: ATP binding; protein serine/threonine kinase activity. The record is from RefSeq and is a predicted model, not a curated record. NCBI's taxonomy places the organism in Eukaryota, Metazoa, Chordata, Aves, Passeriformes, Cinclidae. Gene Ontology annotation, biological process: protein phosphorylation. The transcript has 19 exons. The coding region runs from base 1120 to 3861 and encodes 913 amino acids.